Messenger RNA from Gracilinanus agilis (Agile Gracile Mouse Opossum), 5046 nucleotides. RefSeq names its product zinc finger protein 496 (gene ZNF496). NCBI's taxonomy places the organism in Eukaryota, Metazoa, Chordata, Mammalia, Didelphimorphia, Didelphidae. Gene Ontology annotation, molecular function: DNA-binding transcription factor activity, RNA polymerase II-specific; RNA polymerase II cis-regulatory region sequence-specific DNA binding. The record is from RefSeq and is a predicted model, not a curated record. The coding region runs from base 205 to 2070 and encodes 621 amino acids. The transcript has 7 exons. Gene Ontology annotation, biological process: regulation of transcription by RNA polymerase II.
AGGCCAUCCUCUGUCCCACAUCUGAGCAUCAGUUACUUACAUUCAUCUUUCACGUUGUAUCACAUUUCCUGUCACUCCUGUGAACCAGUUUUGCCAUCCUAUCCCUCUGAAAUAUACACAAAGGACAUAAACAUUGAAGCCAGUGAUUUUUGCCUGGAAGUAAGGUUACUAUCUACCACUGCUCAUCCAUCCUCAAAGACUAUCAUGCCUACAGCCCUUUGCCCCAGAGUCUUGGCCCCAAAGGAGCGAGAGGAGCCCAUUAAAAUGAGGAACCCCCGAGGGCAGGACCCUACCCCACAGGCAGAACCCCCUGGCCCUGAAUCUUUCCGAAGGCUUUUUCGACGUUUUCGCUACCAGGAAGCUGCUGGUCCUAGAGAGGCUCUAAGACGCCUUCGGGAACUCUGUUGGGGUUGGCUAAGGCCAGAGCAACAUACCAAGGAGCAAAUUCUAGAGCUCCUAGUGCUGGAGCAGUUCCUGACCAUCCUACCUGGAAAGAUCCAGAAUUGGGUGCGAGCCCAGGAGCCAGAGAGCAGUGAGCAGGCAGUGGUUGUGGUGGAGGAUUUGGAGACAGAGCCUGGGAGACCAUGGCAGUGGCUCCAGCACUCUGAGGAUCCUGUUGUGAUUGAUGAUGGGGAUGGUUCUCCUGGCCUGGUUCGGGGGUCAGAACAGGAAAGAUUCUUGUCAGACACAGCAUCCCCAGUGGCAGCAUCAGAGUCUUCAAACAGCCUGGCGAAGAGGAGGGUCUGCCAUCCUAUAUCCCAGGAAGAAGGGCUGGGGCAUCCAAACCCAAGAUCAGCAGAGCAACUCAAUGGAGGCCCUGAGGAAGGGCCUCCAUUCACAAAAGAAUCAGGGAUGGCUCUCUGGGAGGAGGAGGGAUAUAUUGGGAAAAUAUCCCCUGUUUCUCAGGUUCCUUUAUUUCCUGAGGAAGGGAGCUCUGAAGACCAGGAAAAAGUGACCUCACUCCAUCUGUCUCAGAACCAUGUGACUCAGCUCAAGGAUGUGAUCCUGUGUUUCUCUGAGGAAGAGUGGUCUCUUCUGGACCCUGCUCAGACUGGCUUCUAUGGAGAAUUCAUCAUAGAGGAGGACUAUGGAGUCUCUCUCCCCAUGAACUAUCCAGGUCCCCAGCCAAUCCCAGAGAGAAUAAAUGAAUUGCCCAAGGUCAUGCAGCUACCAGAUUCCCGGGUAGAAGAGGAUGAGCCAAGUGUCCCGGAAUUCCAGGGCCCCCAGGAUAAGGAGAUUCCCCAAACUACUUGCACAGGAGAUAGCAACAUGAACAAGAAGGAGAUGCCUCAGCAGAAAAGUCUAGGAGAGGAAGUUUCCAUUGAGAUUGUGUUAUCCAGUUCUGGAGAUGAGGAUCCCAAACAGAGCCAGUCCUGCAGAGAAGAUCUUCCAGGAUCUAAGAGGAAGAGACGCAACUCUUCUCUACCUCACAAGAAUAAUAUGAUUGACUUUAGAGAUGUUGUCCAUACUCAGGUUGAGACUACAUCAAGGAAACCUUAUACAUGUCCUGAGUGUGGGAAAAACUUCCGCUGGAGAGCAAACUUCAUCAGGCAUCUCAAGAGUCGCAAGGAAGAAAAGAAAGUUCACGAGUGCCCCAUCUGCCGAGAAACAUUCACUGAGAGUGAGGACCUCAAAGAACAUCGGGAGACCCAUGAAACUAAGAAGCCCUACAUAUGUGGUGAGUGUGGGAAAAGCUUUCGCCUCAGUUCCCAUCUUGUCUCCCAUAGCAGAAUGCACACCCAGGAAAAGGGACCUGAGCUAAGCAAGAAAGAACAACAAGGAGCAUCAUCAUCAUCAUCAUCAUCAUCAUCAUCUUCUAGCCCAUCAGAAGAAAUUACAAAUCCUAGCACCUUAUGUGGAGAAGAGAAGAGAGAGCAAACACAUAAGUGUUUUUGUGGGAAAACCUUUGAACAACAUGACCUCCUGGUCCAGCAUAGCAGCAUUCACACAAAAGAUAAGUCCUUAAAAUGUCAGUACUGUGUCAAAAGUUUCUUUCAUAAGCAUGAUCUCAUUCGACAUCAGCGAGUUCAUAUGAAAAGACGCUCGAAGCAAGCUCUGAACUCAUACUAAAUUCCUUUUUACCCCAAUAUGCUGGGAACAUUUGUUAGAACAAAAGCCUUAUGUGAGGCCACUAUGUCACUGUGAUCUCACUGUUGUAACUUUGUUAAUAACUGUUACUGAAUUGUGCCACCUUGUGUGCUGAGUCUCACAUUAACACAAAUCUAUUUCAUUUCUAUUCAUUCAUACACCCACACGCAGACCAUAUUAUUCCUUUACUCUGCAACAGUGCCCGCAUAGCGAUAUGGUAUUCAAUAGGCAUAAAAAACAUGAGUAUUACAGUCAAUUAAACAGCUUCUUCUCCCUCCCCCCAACACUGACAAGUAGUUGUUCAUUUUCCUCCCACAUACCCUGUAUUGUACUGAUUUGGAGAUGGAAUUAAUCCAUUACUUUGGCAUCCUAUAGAUAAAUUCAGAUAAACCUAGAAAGAACAUUUCUUCUCUGCUCUUAUGCGCUUCUUUCUGGCCUCUAAUCCUUUAAAUUUAAUCUUUUUUACUAUGCCUCUUUUUUUAAGUAGAAGGCUUCAGAGCAUGAGCUAGUACCCAGGCUUGAGUUUCCUCUAGGAGUCAUGGCUAGAGGAAUAUCAGGAAUAAAUGUAGGUUUUACUGACAGAAACAACAAGUUCAGGCCUCCUAACCAAAAUGGAACAACUUUUUCUAGACUCUACCACCCCUUGAAGCUACUUUCCUCCAAAGCAAGUCAAGGAAAUCCUCUUGCUAAGCCACUAAACAGUAAUCAGGUCCUUGCUCUUCUUUUUCUCCCUUAUUUCCUCAGUGUCAUCAGUGCAAAUGAUAACUUUUCCUUCUCCCUGUCCCCUAGUACAUACAUAUAAAUAACAUGGCCCUACAGACCUCUAAAGAAAUGUUGAUUCUCAAACCCAUUUUGUGACUACUCUGUAGAUGAAGAAAGCAUUUCAUGGGUGUUAUGUUUUGUCUUCCCACUAGAUAUGUACAUUUUAAAUUUCAUGUGGCCAAGCUAGUCUAACUUAUAUUUCCAUUCCUGAACAUAUCUCUUCUAGUGCUUUGCACUUAGAAAGUAUCUGAUGCUAGUUUAUAGUUUGCUUUAAAAAGCCAAAUUUUAAUAUGAGUAGAUCAGUUCUUAUCUCCAAAAAAAUAGUUUUGAGGGGACAUAAAUAAGGAAAGGGCAAAAAAAAAAAAAAACCUUAUGGGUAAACUUAUGGGUUUAAACUAAUGGUCCAAUUACAAAUCUGGGAAGGUGAUCAAAUUAUUACCAAGUCAUAGUAUUUAAUGACAUUGGUACAGCUUAAGCCAAUAACCUAGAAACACUCAACUUUAUAUAUGGAUGUAAUCAAGAUUAGAGCCUAGGACUUGACCCAAUAGUUACUUUGGAAUCAUGAGCCAAGAUGUUCUUCCUCAUAUAAGCCUAUAUUUCUUUGGAGAGAAAAGUUUUAUCAUACUUGAAUGGCCAAUGAAACAGAGGAUAAUGCUCUCUUGAUGCAUGGGAAUAGGACUAAGCACAAGGAAGGGUGAGUAUAUGGGUAUAUAUGGAUGUGUAUAGCUUACAAAGCCACACCUAAAAUAAUUUUCACAUUUUAGGAAUGCUGGUAAAAUAAUAUUGUUCUCAAGGGAUACUGUAAAGUUCAGAAGGCAGGAUAAUAUUCUCUCUAUCCCAAUGUAAUGUUUGUUAGCUAGAAAAAAUACACCUUUAUUUAUCUGCAGGAGAGGAGAUAUAAGUAUUUUAUGUCUAAGUGUCAGUUGAUGCUUUUUUUUAACAAUCCAAAGAGAGUUCUUUUUGGCAAUUUUUAUCAGGCUAAAGAAAGAAAUUUAAAAUUCAUACUAUUAAUUUAUAAAUAAAACCAGUAUUGCCCUCACCUAGGAUAACAGCACCUGAUUUACUCAAAAACAUGACCUUACAGAAUUGGAAAAAUAAAAAUAUAGCAUGACUUAGUUAUUGAAGGAAGUAUUCAAAUAAUUGAAUCCUUUCUAAGGUACCUUCUUAAGGACAGAGAGAUUGAAAAUCAUGUUACCUUUGUCUGGUUUUUUAGAGUGUUCCAGAUUACUAUUUUCCUGUGUUAUCCCACUCAAACCUCUUGCUCUGGGUCAGAGAAUCCCUCUAAUAGGGUGACAUCUUCUGAAGGGAAGAUCAAAGGAACUGAGUAUUUUCCCCUACUUGGAAAAGUAAAGCUUUGAGCAGGGAGGAACUUUCCAUAUAAUUUUUCAACAUUAAUUGAAAGUUAAAAUCUACUCAUCUCCAAACUCCCAUUCCCUUCCAUUCUUUAUUGUUCUUGGGAUUUUUAAACUGAGCUCCAUUUCCUCCAAGAACCUUCAAAUAAAACAGGUUUUAUUCUACCCCCAGGAAUUAGUCUUCCUAACUCUUCCCAACUAGGAAGGAAAAAAUAUUGUUCCAAGGGACAGUUAAAGUGACUUUGUCAGCAGUGGCUUUGAUUUAUGCAGUGGGCAUAAGUGAAAAUCUGACUUCUAAUGGGGAAAACAUUGUAUUGAUGUGUACCACACAUGUUGAAAAUUUCCUGAAUUGCUUUAUUUGUAAAAGUACAGGGAAAGGUUUAUUCCAGUCUAGUGGGAAAAGCACUGGGUUGGAAUAUUGUUUUCUACUUAGAAGGUCUGAUAUUGACUAGCUGUAUGACCUUGGCUAAAUCACUUGCCUGUUUUAUUCUCUUGUAUAUGUAGGCAUUUUUGUUUUAUCUACUGGGACAGUAUGAAGAUAAAAAUGAAAUUAUAGAUAUUAAAGUAUUUCAGUAAGUUAAACAUGAUUAUGUACAUUUUUUAGAAUACUAACAAAAACUUAGAGAUUAACUGCACACACACACAAUCUGCCUCACUCCUAUUAAAGUCACAAAUAUUUUUUUCUCCUUUGCAGAGUAGAACAUUUUCGGAAGUUGAGGGAUGGGGAACAGGGUUGGGAGAUUGAAUCGUCGAAUUACCCCUGACUUUUUCAGUGGAUAAACGGUGACACUUCAGAACAUUUGGAUUUACUUUCUCAAAAUCAAGCAAGUUGUGUAGAUUAUAU